AAGAUGGCCGCAGUCUGAGCCGGCCCCGGUCCGAGGCGUCGCCGGCGCUCUGUCGGCUGUCGGGUCACGGGCGCGGGUCUCGGGCGGCCGGCCAAGACUGGGCUGGGCAGCAGCCGCGGCUUCUCUGGACCCGCCGUGCCGAGGCCUGGGCCGUCUCAGCUUCCUCCUCCUCCCUCCCCAGCUCCCAAGCAGUCCCACGGGCUGCCCUGUGUGGCUAUGGCAUCCAGGCGGCUGCCCCACUGGCUCUGGUGGCUCCUGGGCAGCGUCCUGCUGGGGGAGGUGUCUGCACGGCCUGCCAAUCACUCGUCCACCCGGGAGGAAAACGAGAUCCUGCCCCCAGACCACCUGAACGGGGUGAAGCUGGAGAUGGACGGGCACCUCAACAAGGACUUCCACCAGGAGGUCUUCCUGGGCAAGGACAUGGACGGCUUCGAGGAGGACGCCGAGCCGCGGCGCAGCCGGAGGAAACUGAUGCUCAUCUUCUCCAAGGUGGACGUGAACACCGACCGCAAGAUCAGCGCCAAGGAGAUGCAGCGCUGGAUCAUGGAGAAGACGGCGGAGCACUUCCAGGAGGCCGUCAGGGAGAACAAGAUGCACUUCCGGGCCGUGGACCCUGACGGCGAUGGCCGCGUGUCGUGGGACGAGUACAAGGUGAAGUUCCUGGUGAGCAAGGGCCACAGCGAGAAGGAGGUGCUGGACGCCGUCCAGAGCAAGAGGGAGCUACAGGUGGACGAGGAGACACAGGAAGUCCUGGAGAACCUCAAGGACCGCUGGUACCAGGCCGACAGCCCCCCCGCCGACCUGCUGCUGACCGAGGACGAGUUCCUGUCCUUCCUGCACCCCGAGCACAGCCGGGGCAUGCUCAAGUUCAUGGUCAAGGAGAUCAUCCGGGACCUGGACCAGGACGGGGACAAGCAGCUGUCUCUGCCCGAGUUCGUGUCCCUGCCCGUGGGCACCGUGGAGAACCAGCAGGCCCAGGACAUGGAUGACAGCUGGGUCCGAGACAGGAGGAAGGAGUUCGAGGAGCUGAUCGACGCCAACCACGACGGGGUCGUGACCUCGGAGGAGCUGGAGAGCUACAUGGACCCCAUGAACGAGUACAACGCCCUGAAUGAGGCCAAGCAGAUGAUCGCCAUCGCCGACGAGAACCAGGACCUGCACCUGGAGGCGGACGAGGUCCUCAAGUACAGCGAGUUCUUCACAGGCAGCAAGCUCAUGGACUACGCGCGCAGCGUGCACGAGGAGUUCUGAGCACGGCCGCGACCUCCGCCCGCCCAUGCGGCGUCUGGCUUCCAAGAACCCGCGGCCGAGCCCUGCCCGGCGCCGACCACAUCAGGGCCCCGGGCCCCGGGCUGGGCCCCGUGGGAAACCACGCAGCUCCUGCUGUUUCCUUGAAAACAGAAUUGGAAGGUUUGCGGGAAGUGAGCCGCGGGCUGGUGCAGGGCCCUCCUUGGGAGCAACAGUUAAUUUAAAUUACAGUUGCCUUUUUCUCUCA
Lepus europaeus (European hare) is the source of this 1495-nucleotide messenger RNA. It is a transcript of the gene SDF4, whose product is annotated as stromal cell derived factor 4. The transcript is spliced from 7 exons. Gene Ontology annotation, molecular function: calcium ion binding. The record is from RefSeq and is a predicted model, not a curated record. Gene Ontology annotation, cellular component: endoplasmic reticulum. Lineage: Eukaryota; Metazoa; Chordata; Mammalia; Lagomorpha; Leporidae. Gene Ontology annotation, biological process: calcium-ion regulated exocytosis. Bases 217 to 1251 code for a protein of 344 amino acids.